Messenger RNA from Mercenaria mercenaria, 4929 nucleotides. RefSeq names its product ADP-ribosylation factor-like protein 16. Gene Ontology annotation, molecular function: GTP binding; GTPase activity. The transcript is spliced from 5 exons. Lineage: Eukaryota; Metazoa; Mollusca; Bivalvia; Venerida; Veneridae. The coding region runs from base 94 to 630 and encodes 178 amino acids. The record is from RefSeq and is a predicted model, not a curated record.
GUCAGUUACACAAGCAAUAUGGAUUUUCACUUCCGGGUUACUAACAAAAACAAAUCUUGUCGCAUUCGUUGAAAAUAACUGUAAUUCUGGAAAAUGUGUUUGGUUUUAGGUGCAACAGGAGUUGGCAAAACCUUGCUUGUGAAAAGACUAGAAAAUUCUACAGAUGCCAUUAAAAAGGGACCGGAUUUCAGCUUUGAGGACAUGCCAGCCACAAUAGCUACUGUUGGAACAAAUCUUGUGGCAGUAUCAGUCAGUCGUAGACAAGAGAUCACUAUGAGAGAACUAGGUGGAUGUAUGGGUCCAAUAUGGAAGAACUACUUCAAAGAAGCUGUAGCACUUAUGUAUGUGAUUGACUUAUCCAACAGGCUACAGGUAGCAGCAUCAUGUAUACAACUUCUCACAGUGUUGACGGCAAAGACUUUAUCUCCAACAGUUCCAGUACUCAUUGUCUUCAAUAAAAUGGACAUGCCAGACAAACUAACACAUGGUGAAAUUGAGACAUUAUUUCGACUGAGUGACAUUAAAAGUCAGUGCGGAAGAUCAUUUGAGCAAGUAGAAGUCAGUGCAUGUACCGGACAGGGACUUUCUCAAAUUGUUAAGUGGAUGGAACAAAAUUGUUUUGGAAAAUGAAAUCACAAAGUUGUGCAAUAGAAAUACCUUGAAGUCAUUAGUAUUUGUGGGGGACUAAUUUUCAUGGAUUUCUUGGUGGUGUCAAGCCACUAAAUCUAAUCCUAACAAAGAAAUAAAGUUCCCAUAUUUGUUUCAUAUUCAGAGGAUGAAAUCCACAAAUUCAUAACCCCACGAAAUAGGUAUAGGUUGCUAAUUCCUAAUCACUUGCCUCUCCCAGCUGUACUGUGGGUUUGGAACCUUGCUCAGGGUGUAGAGUUUUCAUGCGAGGAAGCCACCCAGUUGACUAAUUGAAGGUCCGUGUUUCAACACGUGUUCAGGUGCCUGCUGUGCCUGAAAUAAUAUCGAAAUAAUACCUCCAUCACGUAAACUUCUGUUGGUGUGACUUUAAAACCAACAAAAAAUCAGCAAGAAUCUCAAAAGAUCGGUAGACUAUUGAUUGAGAGUAAACACACCUGGCAAGACUGACUUUCUCCGUGGUGAUUUGACAUAAAACAAUAUGUCUGUUCAUUUUUCCUCGACCCUCAUUUGUAUUGGAAAGUUGUUGGUUAGUUUGGGAGAAAUGAUAUUAUUAUGUUACACAGUCUAGGAACACUUGGUAGGUUAAUUGACUGCAUAACUUAAAUACUGUUGAAAAUGCCUUGAAACCCAUAUUAAACAAGACGAGAAUCUCAAGUUUACUAGUUAAAGGUAUUAUAUUGUUACUGUUAAAUCAUUAAUUUUCAUGGUAGACUUAAUUUCAUGCAUUUCAUUGUUGCCUCAAUCAACAAAACUUGAAUCCAAAGAACAAACAAUUUAUAUUUAUUUAUUAAUCAAAAGUAUAAAUCCAUGAAUUCAUAUCCCUUGAAAUAGCUAUUUUUGUUCAAAACCAUUAAAUAUAAGAAAUAAUAAAUCAGUUCCUAUAUUUUAUCAGUUAAUGAAAUAUUGGCAGGAGUUAGGAGGCGUAAUAAUUAAAUCACGAGUGUGUAGCACGAGUGAUUUAAUUAUUGGCCUCUGAACAACUGCCCAAUUUUAUUAACUUAUAAAAUUAUUGAAACAUAUUUAGAUCUAUUAUUUCAAUUUAAACAACGCAAAUAAUUCGCAUUUUACAGUACUACGUUUUCAGUGUAAUACCUCAUUCGGGUCAAAUGCUGUUACAUUUUACCCCCAUGGUUAGAAAGUGUUGCAUAGCCAACGGAACGUUUAGAUAUUUAUUUAAAAAAUUUUUCUUUUUUUAUCAGAAUUUGAGAAGUAUUUAGUAACCUAACAGCUCGCAAACUAUUUAUGAAUAGAAUCAUCACAUUUUGUUACUUGAUCCAGUGUUACGAGCUUAACUUUUGUGUGACAUCAAAUCAUUAUGACAUCGUACUUUAUAUCAUACUAUUACGACAUCACUGCUGAAUCAUAACUGAGGUAUUUCCGCUCGUAGAGAUCAAAAUGUGUUUUACGGCCCUGCACAUAAGUCAGUAUGACUUUUUAUCAUAAUUAUGUUUUUGAAAUGUUGUUAACAACCGUUUGGCCCUGGAAUAUUUCAUAUUUAAUGGAACAGAAGUAGAAUCUCUUGUGUUACAAUCAUAGGGGGUAAUAUGUAUCAGCCAAAUCAUAUUUCAUCAAAGAUUCAAUCAUAUAUAGGCUGUUUACUAUAUCUUUAUGUAGCAAUUAAUGCGAGUCGUGUUAGAAUUUAUGAAAAUAAAUAAUUUAACAGUAUAUUUAAUCAUAUAGUAUAAAAGUAAUUGGUCUUCCUGUAAGUUUAGUUAAUCAGUAUUCAUGAUAGUUAACCAAAGAAAUGUGAAUACUAAUUUGCACUAGGUAACCAAAUAGAUGUUAAUUUAUUGUGUAGUUGAUCAGAAAUUAAAUAGAAGUUAGUGUUUUAUAACUGACACUCAAAGUGUGGUUAAAAUGUAGUUGGAUCAUGCUGUUUGCAUUGAAUUAAUAUUGUGUAAAACACAUCUUUAAACUGUUAUAAAAUGACUUGCCCUUUGCUUAUUUAAGAAUGAAGAUAAUCUAUUAGUAUCUUCAUUAGGUAGAUCUUCAUUAAGUUGUGUUAAAAAAAAUUAACUUUUCACUUACAGUGGCAUGUGCAAUAUUUGACAACACUUUACAUGAAAGAGCUUGGUGAAACAUUAAAAAAGGCAAAAAAAUGAAAAAGAAGAUAUAACCAUUUGAAUACUACCAAUGUAAUGAAAUAGUAGCUAUUUUGGGCACAGUGACAUCAUCAUUCUUUCCUGAUAAUAUAGACAAUACUAUAUUGAACAUAAGUUCUACAUUUAGUUGUAUUAAACAUAAUUUUGCAAAUAAGUACCAUGUCUAUCAAUGCCUAUAUAAUAUAAGUAUAACAUACCAGUAAUUGUGCACAGAAACGCUGCAGUCUUAUAACAAUUGAUAAUAUGUAAAUUGCGAUAUCAUUUUUUGAGUCGGCUAAAGGCUGAAAGCCUUUUGACGAGUCGUUGAUAUCCAACGAUUCUCUAAAUGGACCAAAUAACACAGUGAAGGGAUGUAGUUCCAUUAGAUUUCUCAAACUUCAAACAGUUCACUGCAUGAAUGAAGUUAAGUUGUGUCAAUUCCCUUUGCUAUGACCAAUAUACGAUGUAAUCUGUCAUAUUUAUGACUUGUAAUUGUGCAAUACUCGAAUGUAACUCAUUAAGCAUAAAUGUGCAUUUUAAGAAUUGCGCAGGCUUACAAAGCUUGGGUAACAUCCAGCGAAAGACAAAAAAUAGUUCCACAGGGCUCCAGAUAAGAUGCGUAUUAGCGUAAAUUACGUAUAGAAAUAAUGCAAAUACGCAUGUCUAAUAAUUUCUAAGCGUAUAAAAACGUAUAUAAAAUUACAGAAACGCACACAAUGCUUUUUUUAAAACAAAAUCUGAAUCGUCUGGAUGCGUUAGGUAACAUAGCCGAUCAGCCUUAAUUCUCCCACAUUUAACGUACACACGCAUCGUAUGAUUUCUAUAAACUUUGCGUGGGUUGAAUUUUGCAGUCAGUAAACGGAUAAAUUAUCGGAAGAAGAAGUUCUUACUGGUUUGUUUAGUUACUACUGAUAUUAAAAAUGAUUUUAAUUCUUAUUUUUCGAGAAAUAAGCAAAUCGGCGAAACAUUAAAUUGUAUUUCCUUGUAGUUUUUGAAAUCGAAAGUAGAUCGUCUAUGUUUGGCUGCUUUCACGAAACGAAACAACUUUUUUAUGAAAAGAUUUAAAUAAGAGGUAAUUUAACCAUAAACUUCAAUGUCAGAUACUGCCAAUUGCUGCUAAAUGUCUUUGUAUCAUCACAAUUUGUAAAAUAUAUUGUUCAAACUGGAGAAAAGUGUAAUCCUAUCCGGAUAUAAUAUUUUGGGUAAAUAUCGAGCUGUGUUAUGAAAUUUAAAAAAAAAAAAUUAAAAACAAACUGAAACUGGUAGACUAUACUGUCAGUACAUCAAUCAUUAGCCGACUCAGGCCAUUCAGGCCUUUGAUGUUUGUUAUCCGAUUUUCGUAAUGUUUUUGCCUGUUUUAACAUUCAGUCUGUCUCUUUCUACAAGAGAGAUUGUCAAAUGUUGCAUACUCUCCUUUGAUUUCAUUUUCCUUUCUGUCUCUAUACCUUCUAUAUUUAUGCAUUAAAAUAAGUAUAUUAUAAGUAAGCUUUUAGCUACUCUCUUUAGCUCUUGAUAAUUUCAUGUGUUUACAUAUUUGAAAAAAAUAUUGUUUUCAAACUAAGCUGAUAAGUGUGCACUUUGUAAUUUUACUAUUGUGGUGAGAUUAACCCUUACCAUGCUGGACCCAAUUGAUUCUGCCUUUGUGACCAGUGUAGAUCAUGAUUAGCCUGCACAUCCAUGCAGUCUGAUCAAGAUCUGCACUGUUUGCUGUUCAGCCAGUAUCUUUUUGGUAAGCACCCCUUUUAACAGUUAAUGGUACUGUCCACUGUGUCCAGAUUGAAAAAUGGACAAAUACAUUAUAGAAAUUUAGCAAGGUAAGGGUUAAAACAAACUUUAGCAUAGAAAGUGUGAUAACGGACCAUUCCAAUGUCUUCACUGAAAGUUCUGUUAUAUAUAGUCGGUUAUUCUCAAUUUAAUAAAUGAAAACUUCCACACUAAAACACUAAUACAUUUCAAGACUUUAUAUAUCUUAGUCCUGCUAGGUCUGUUGCAUUUGAAGUGAUGUCCUUGUAUUUCAUUGACAUGCUGUUUUUGGUUCAAUGUGAAUGUAUAUGACAUGUGACCUUGUAUGUAGUUAUUGACUAGCAGUUUAAAUGGUUUUAUAGAAAUAUGACUGAUUCUGUAGAAUUUAUAACUUGUGACCUUGCAUGCAUUUUGUUUAUGUAUAGAGAUUCUAUAUUAAAAUCUGUUCUUUAAAUUA